Messenger RNA from Hemicordylus capensis (graceful crag lizard), 1387 nucleotides. RefSeq names its product 6-phosphogluconolactonase (gene PGLS). The record is from RefSeq and is a predicted model, not a curated record. NCBI's taxonomy places the organism in Eukaryota, Metazoa, Chordata, Lepidosauria, Squamata, Cordylidae. Bases 207 to 1004 code for a protein of 265 amino acids. Gene Ontology annotation, biological process: pentose-phosphate shunt; carbohydrate metabolic process. The transcript has 5 exons. Gene Ontology annotation, molecular function: 6-phosphogluconolactonase activity.
GAAGGCAUUGUCAAGUAAGAGAAAGUGUUACUCCACCGUCCUCUCUCUCUAACGAAAGAACACCCUUCCUGCUCUUCCGCCCGGGUUUUCUUAACUACCGCUUGCGCUUCCGCCCGUGUUUGUUUCCCGCUCUGCCAUGGGUCCCUCUAGUCUCGUCACUCGGCCUUUCAGUUCCUCCUCUCGGCUGAUUCCCUAGCUUGGCUGCCAUGCCCGGUUCUUCGGUGUCACGGCGCGGCGCCGCCGCUGCCGCCGCUGCUUCACCACCUCAAGUCUCGGUCUUCCCUUCCCCGCAGGAGCUCGGCUCGGCGCUGGCCCAACUGGUGGCCCAGCGGGAGGCUCAGUCGGGGACAGGCGGUUGCUUUUCCCUGGGCCUGUCGGGUGGGAGCUUGGUGCGGAUCUUGGCCCAGGAGCUGCCUGCUGCUGCCUCCGCCUCCCCUGACCGGUGGCUCCUGGCUUUUGUGGACGAGCGCCGGGUCCCUCUGGAUGACCCCGAGAGCAACUACGGUGCUUACAAGACGAAUCUCCUCUCUAAAAUUGCAAUACCUGAGGACCAGAUUGUUGUCAUCAACCCAUCACUACCAGUAGAAGAGGCAGCUGCAGAUUAUGCGUCAAAGCUGAAAGAGGCCUUUCAAGGAGAGGAUAUGCCUGUGUUUGACCUCUUGAUCUUGGGAGUAGGACCAGAUGGACACACUUGCUCUCUCUUUCCAGACCACCCCGCUUUACAGGAGCGAGAGAAGAUAGUGGCUGCUAUUAGUGAUUCUCCAAAGCCGCCCCCAGAGCGGAUUACGAUGACCCUCCCUGUGCUGAACGCAGCCAGGAGUGUGGUGUUUGUCGCCACUGGGGACAGCAAAGCUGCUGUCAUAAAGCGUAUUUUGGAAGGAGAUGAGGAAAACCCACUGCCGGCUGCCCUGGUCCAGCCUCAUACUGGGAAGCUGUAUUGGUUUUUGGAUGAACCAGCUGCUAAGGAGUUAACUAUUCCCUUUGAGAAGCACUCCAUCUUGUAGAAGCUCAUGCCCUGUAACCUUUCAGGUUGGGGAAGGGGGAAAGUCCACCAAGUGCGGGUUGAUCCCGGCCCAUUAACAUUCCAGGUCACGGUCUCCACGUCUGGUCGUAGCGCUCAGGAGCGGCACUAAACUAACACUGUCUUUCUUUUUUUCUCUUUUUUCUUUUAAGAAGUGGUAUGUUUGUGGAGCACUGUGUAACAAAUAUGAUAAUGUCUUUAGCCAGGACAAAGUGUGAAAUGGGAACAUUUAGGUCCAGCUACUAGUCGUAAAGGGGAUUGCAAGGAACGGCGUUACAGUCUUUAUCAUGUGAACGGUCUAAUGUGGUGUAAAGUGAAUGCACAAUUAAAGAUGUAAAUUACAGCCAUUCAGCGCUGGCAAAACCC